AUGACGCACGAAGCAUUUACGAUCGAAAAAAAUAUUCUAAUUGAUAAUAUUACAUCAGCAACAAUUAUCCCAACAGAAAAUGAUAAUAUUAAUAUUAAUAAUAUUGAUCCUCUUAUUGAACCAUUGAUUGAUGCAGACGAAUUAGAAGAAGCUGUUCAUAAUGAUGAAACGCUUCAUCGAAUCGAACGACAAUUUUCAUCUAUUCUUUCACUUAAUUCCCGUAAACAAACUCCAACGAAAUCAUCUCCGGAAAUUAUUGGUCGAUGUACUGGAAUCGUUUUUGCUCUUAUCGCAUCAUGUUUUUUUACAUGUUCGAGUUUUAUUAUAAAACAAUUACGUGUAGACUUCUUCGAUGCACUUCUAAUUCGAUUUUUCUUACAAACAGGAAUAAUACUCGCGUUUAUUCUUUACAAAAAAAAUAAAUUUAUCAACGGUUCAACAAAUUUAAUUAUUUUACAAAUAGUUCGUGCAAUCAUAGCAGUAUCUGGUUUACUUUUAUUCUUUUGGAGUUAUCAUUACAUUCCACUGCCAGAUUUAACAACAUGUCGCUAUACACAAGUUGUUUGGACAGCUAUAAUAGCAAUGAUUAUUUUUCGCGAACGUAUAUCAAUAUCAACUGUGCUAGCUAUUAUAUUUACACUAACCGGUGUCGUGUUAGUUGCACAACCCACGUUUUUCUUUGGUAAUCAUCAAGUAUUCUCAAAUGCAAGUAAAGUAGAAAUGAAUAAAUCAAAUACUACAAAUUUCGACCUAGAGAAAUCUAAUCGUUUACUUGGCCUUUGUCUUGCACUUGGCUGCGCUGUAUCAAUAUCAUUGAGUAUAGUAAUAAAUAAAAAAUUACUUGUCUCAAAAAUACCUCAAAGUAUAAUAAUGCUUCAAUUUUCAUUGCUCAAUUUAGCUGUACUUUUUCUUAAUCAUAUGUACAAUCGUCUCAUUCUACAUAAAUAUGCCGAUCGAACGAUGUUUACUUGGCAAUUUUUUCUUGCUGCAUCUGUUUCAUUAUUUCAAGUCAUUUCCUCAACAUUAACCUAUCGAGCAAUUAAACUUGAGCAUCCAUCAAUAAUUUCUAUAGUUCAAUCAUCUGAUAUACUGUUCGCCAUAGCAUUACAAAAUUUAUUUACUAAUCAAAAAUCAAAUUGGUUUGUUUUAUUUGGUUCUCUAUUAGUUACAACAAGUAUUUUUCUUGUGGGUGUUCCUAAAUUUUUGUUAAGUCGCAAGCAAUCAUUAGAAAACAAGAGAAAUAGUAGCAAACUAUGA
This is a messenger RNA of Rotaria socialis, 1257 nucleotides long. Lineage: Eukaryota; Metazoa; Rotifera; Eurotatoria; Philodinida; Philodinidae. The record is from the annotation of a GenBank genome assembly.